AUGACCUCGAUAUUCUCUCGUGCAGGCGCCGCAGCGUCGAGUGGCUCUAUCGAGCCUCCUUUGCCUCAGGCUGUUGGAUAUGUGGUCGUCGUGGUCAUCGGCUUCCUCAUCGCCUUCAUUAUGAUAUUCGUUACCUAUCUCCUCAAGAAGACGGUGGGCGAGGACAACAAGACCACCGAGAUGUUCAUGACGGCUAAUCGCAAGGUUGGUACCGGGCUGACUGCCUCUGCAGUCAUAUCUAGUUGGCUGUGGAGUACCGCAAUGUUAGGAAGUACCCUCGUAGGAUAUAACUACGGUAUUGCGGGUCCUUUUUGGUUUGCUGCUGGAUGUUCUCCCAUGAUCGUCUUUUUUGCGGUGUUGGGAAUUGCAUGCAAGAUGCGCAUUCCGGAGGCUCAUACGCUCUUGGAAAUUGUCCGCAUAAGAUACGGCAACGUUGCCCAUAUAGUCUGGAUUGCACUUUGCCUUAUAAACAACAUCAUCGCCGUUGCCAACAUGCUGCUCGGUGCAAGCGCUGCUAUAUCAGCUCUUACUGGAAUGCCAGUGGUAGCCGCCAUCUUCUUGCUCCCGGCAAGUGUGGUUCUAUACACAUUUGUCGGCGGCAUCAAAGCCACCUUUUUGACAGAUUAUUUCCACACCUUCAUCAUUACCAUCAUAAUCUGCUACUUCACCAUCGCGACAUUCUCGGUGCCUGAGAUAUCUUCACCAGGCCAUCUCUUCGACCUGGUCGUCACGGCUGGGAAGGCCCAUCCUGUCGCAGGCAACCAUGACGGGUCUUACUUGACAAUGGCCAGCAAGGAUGCCAUCCUUUUCGGUAUCAUCCACAUCCUCGCAAAUUUUGGCCUGGUCAUCAUGGACACAGGCUUUUUCACGAAAGCCUUCUCUGCCGCGCCACAGGCCGUAGUCCCGGGGUACAUCAUCGGCGGUAUCGCAUACUUCGCUAUCCCCUGGUGUCUCGGCACCCUCAUGUCGCUCUCCGCCCUUGGCCUCGAAGCAAUUCAGUCCCCCCGGUUCCCCACAUACCCAGACCGCAUGUCCACAGUGGAAAUCUCCAACGGCCUCGUCCUCCCGUACGCGGCCGUCGCCAUCGCAGGAAAAGGUGGCGCCGCGGCGGUACUGCUCAUCACCUUCAUGGCCGUGACUUCGACGAUCUCGGCCCAGGUCAUCGCCGUCUCUAGCAUCAUCACGUUCGACAUCUACCGGCAGUACCUCAACCGCGGCGCGACGGACCGCGACGUCAUCCGCUGGAGCCAUAUUGGCGUCGUCAUCUUCGGUGUCUUCUCCGCCGCUUUCUCAACCGCGCUCUACUACGGCAGCGUCGAUCUCGGCUGGACGCUGUACAUGCUUGGUGUGCUGACGUGCCCAGGUAUCUUCCCGACUACCUUCACCAUCCUCUGGAAGAAGCAGUCCAGGGUCGCCGCCAUCGUCUCACCCCUCCUGGGUCUCGUCACUGGGCUCGCUGUCUGGCUGGGCUCUGCGCAUGCGUUCUACGGCGAGAUCUCCAUCGCCUCCACUGGUGCGACCCUGCCUUGUGUCUACGGGACCACGGCCUCGGCGUUGAGCCCUGCACUAUACUCUGUCGUGAUAUCCUUGGUACGACCGGCUAAUUACGACUGGGCUGAGUUUCGGAAGGAGAGACUGCUCUUUGACAACCACAAGACCACCCACGGGCAGAACCAAAGGGUUCCCGAGUCUCACGUGGAGGCGUCCUCAUCUUACACUGAUGACCGGGCGAAUCUCAAGCACUGGGGUGUCAUUGCUAGUGCUUGGGCCCUGGCAACCUUCUUUGGCCACUGGGUGCUGUGGCCAUUGCCAAUGUACGCGGCCAAGUAUAUUUUUAGCCGUCAGUUCUUUGCUGCCUGGGUGGUCAUAUCCAUCAUUUGGGUGUGGGGAACCAUGCUCGUGGCCGGCUUCUUCCCCAUCAUAGAUGGCUGGAGACAGAUCUCACUUGUAGUCAAGGGCCUGAGACUUGGGAAGGACAAGACAGCCACUCCUGUUGAGUCUUCCAGCAGUCGGGAAGGCACCAUUUCCGAGGUGAAAAAGGUGGAGGACGGAGCAGAAUUGAAGUCUUGA
Messenger RNA from Diaporthe amygdali, 2070 nucleotides. RefSeq lists its product as uncharacterized. Gene Ontology annotation, biological process: urea transmembrane transport. The record is from RefSeq and is a predicted model, not a curated record. The transcript has 4 exons. Bases 1 to 2070 code for a protein of 689 amino acids. Gene Ontology annotation, molecular function: urea transmembrane transporter activity. NCBI's taxonomy places the organism in Eukaryota, Fungi, Ascomycota, Sordariomycetes, Diaporthales, Diaporthaceae. Gene Ontology annotation, cellular component: plasma membrane.